Ipomoea nil (Japanese morning glory) is the source of this 471-nucleotide messenger RNA. RefSeq names its product loricrin-like. The record is from RefSeq and is a predicted model, not a curated record. NCBI's taxonomy places the organism in Eukaryota, Viridiplantae, Streptophyta, Magnoliopsida, Solanales, Convolvulaceae. The coding region runs from base 1 to 471 and encodes 156 amino acids. The transcript has a single exon.
AUGGCCGGAGAUGUUGCUAUGGAUGAUGACUUGCUUGGGCGUGAGGAGGAGACGAGAGUAAUAACGGAACGGAACGGCGAAAGUCAGCGGGAUGAGAUUGCUUUGCGCCGAAUGGGAGAAGGGAAGCAGGUGACGCGGCGCGACGAUGGAGGGUUUUUGGCUGGGAGGACAGUCCGAAACAGUGAGGUGUUGCCUGUGGAGGGUGUACAGCGCGAAAGAGGAGGAGGGGGUAAUAGCGGUGGGGUUUGUUGGCCAAGUGCGCUGAAUGGUGUGGAUGGCAGAAUUGCAUGCGAAAUAGGGGCGGUUCGGAUGGGAGGGGGACGACCAGUAGGGGGCAGCGAGGGAGGGAGAAGGGGGAGCAGUACGGCAGCCGGGGGUGGGGGUGGGUGUGGCGGAGUUGACGGAUCGGUGGGAGGAUUGGACACUACUGGAGGAGGAGGGUGCGGUGUUUAUGCCGGGAGGGGAGGAUGA